UUCUCAAAACACAAGAUAAGCAUGAACAACUAUGUACAUGUCGAGUCCGAAACAGCAAUAUGCUAUGACCCUAUAAAUAUAUCCUUAUUCAUUUCUCCUCAAUUCACAUCAUUUUUAGAAAUCAAUUCUGUCUCUUUUCACUUUAGUUAACCAUGGCAAGACAGAGCAAAGGUCGUCGAAAACUGGACAUAGUGAAAAUAACAAAAGAGAGUAAUCUUUUGGUAACCUUCUCUAAACGCAGGUAUGGCGUUUUCAAGAAAGCUAGCGAACUUGCUACUCUUUGUGGUGCUGAAAUAGCCAUUAUAGUCUUCUCUCCUAGCAUGAAAGUCUUCUCCUUUGGUCAUCCUUCUGUUGAAACUGUUAUUGAUCGGUUUUUCUCUGGAAACUCUACCCAAACUUCUGGUGUUCUACAACUUGCCAAAAUCCACCGGAAUGCUAGGGUCCGGGAUCUCAAUCUGCAACUCACCCAGGUUACGACUCAAUUGGAUGAGGAGAAAAAACGAGGUGAGGAGCUUGAUCAAGGAAACAAAGCAGGCGAUGGUUACCGCUGGUGGGAGUCUCCUGUAGAGGAAUUAGAUUUGCCAAAGCUUGAGCAUCUCAAGGCAUCUUUCGAGAUGCUGAGAGAAAAUGUGACAAAACGAGUUGAAGAGCUUCUGAUUCAAACGACAAAUCAUACUCAGUUUUAUAAUCCAAAUUCUGCUCCUGUCAAUGAGGCUCUCCCAACUGAUCCAAACAAUGAUGUGUUCGACGAAUCAUUGGUCUAUAAUCUUGGAUUUCAAAAUGGAAAUGGGUUCUUUUAAGUUUUCUUGAUGAUUGUAUUGUUGAUCUUUAAUUAAUUAGCCACAGAUUUCGUAGUGUCCAGUUACUGUCAUCAAUUUGCUUUGAUUUGCAGGUAGAUGUUCUUAGAUUUGUGCUAAAUAAACCUUACUUGUC
Manihot esculenta (cassava) is the source of this 933-nucleotide messenger RNA. RefSeq names its product agamous-like MADS-box protein AGL62. Gene Ontology annotation, biological process: regulation of transcription by RNA polymerase II. NCBI's taxonomy places the organism in Eukaryota, Viridiplantae, Streptophyta, Magnoliopsida, Malpighiales, Euphorbiaceae. The transcript is spliced from 2 exons. Gene Ontology annotation, molecular function: protein dimerization activity; DNA-binding transcription factor activity, RNA polymerase II-specific; RNA polymerase II cis-regulatory region sequence-specific DNA binding. The record is from RefSeq and is a predicted model, not a curated record. Bases 153 to 800 code for a protein of 215 amino acids.